Dalotia coriaria is the source of this 9638-nucleotide messenger RNA. RefSeq names its product E-cadherin shotgun (gene shg). Bases 512 to 6754 code for a protein of 2080 amino acids. The record is from RefSeq and is a predicted model, not a curated record. Gene Ontology annotation, cellular component: adherens junction; catenin complex; plasma membrane. The transcript has 10 exons. Lineage: Eukaryota; Metazoa; Arthropoda; Insecta; Coleoptera; Staphylinidae. Gene Ontology annotation, molecular function: ATP binding; cadherin binding; protein serine/threonine/tyrosine kinase activity. Gene Ontology annotation, biological process: adherens junction organization; cell-cell junction assembly; homophilic cell-cell adhesion.
UUCGAACACCAUUCGAAGUUGCGCGGCGGCCUGUUGCGUUUAGUUUAGUUGCCGUGUGCGCCAACCGGCCGGAACCUUUUAAACCACCGCGAGCAUCGCGCAGUGCACACGUCCACGAAUAACACAACAAUAAUGCGCGGCCAGCACAAGCGGCAUCGAUCGAUCUCCGAAUAUCGACUCGCAAACGCGUAACCAAAGUGAAACAAGUGAAGCAUCGUCAGCGUACCUGGAUUACCUGCGAGAGUGGCGUGGCGCGCGCGUUGCGCUUACCUGUGAUUGCCACCCGAGACUGGAACGUGGAGCCAUUUUAGAAGAAGUGAUCUUCUUGCUCGCGUGCGCUGCUUCAUUUGUUUGUUGUUAACUUAAAACAGUUGGACAUCGACCUGUGGAAUACACAUAGGAUUAAGUGCGUGCAUACUCACACGCACGCAGUGUGGCUGGUUUCGAUUGUUUGGUGGGUGCAUUGUGCGACGUGCAUGCAUAUGUGCAGUGAAAAAGUGCAGAAAGGAAAAUGAAGUGGAGGACAUGCUCGAGUGCCGUGGCUGCAGCGGCAGCGGUGCUGUUGUGCGCGAUGGCCGUUCACAGCGCGGGUUCUUCGGGAUUCAGAGAGUUCGAAGGUAAUAAUAUGGAGGAAGAUGUGCCCUACGCAAGAUUAAAACAAGCCCCCCGAAUGGGCAACACACACAAACCCACUUUUAUCCACUGUACGCAAUACGCUCCCUCGAUAAAAGAGCAACAACCUAAGGGUGAGCACGUAAUCACAGUGGAGGCGACAGACGAGGAUUCUCUCGAAGAAGGCGGCCGUAUUACCUACUCCAUCAACAGACGCGAUGGUGAUCGCAUGUACUUCAAAAUAGACAACACCACCGGGCGCAUCACCACAAACUACGAGUUUGACCGCGACGAGCCCAACCGGGUGAAAGAGAUCUACAUCACGGUGCAGGCCACCGACAACGGCCGCCCCGCUCUUACAGAUAUCUGCACCUUUAAGGUCAUCAUCACAGACAUCAACGACAACACGCCCAGUUUUGAUCAGGUGGACUACAACGAGAAGGUCUCUGAAGACCUGCCCAAAGGUGCUGAAGUGAUGAGAGUUGUAGCGUAUGAUAUUGACGAUGGAGACAAUGCAAAACUCACCUAUGAGAUCAAAAAUGACUUCAGCGAGAGCGGCAAUGAGUUCAACAAGUACUUCCAGAUUGAUAGCGAAUCAGGGGUGUUAACACUCAAAGAACUCUUGAAUAAAAAGGAAGGAACUGUUUUUCAAUCGUAUGUUGUAGUCAGAGAUAACCCGAUUGAUCCUCAUGAAAGAAAGGAACAUCAAGCACAAAUUAAGAUUACUGUCGUUGGUUCCGAUAAGAAACCACCAUCUUUUCUUCAAUACCCACAGUCUAAGACUAUGAUCAACGAGAACUUCAACAGUUUCAAUUCUCCUGUGGUCAUUUUGGAUGCAGUGUCUAACAUUGACGACACCUCGGUACUCUUUGAACUUGUUCGAGGGUUAACCACUCAAACAAACAAGGAUUACACUUUUCAAUUGGAGCAGCAGGAUACAAAAGCUUAUAUUAAAGUUGCGAGAACACUGGACUAUGAAACCGUAACCGAUUAUCAGUUGACUGUAAGAUGUACUAACAAAGACUCCUGGUCUGUGAUUAGAACGAUUGAUAUUGGUAUCGUGGACGUAAAUGACGAAAUCCCCAAUUUCAUCGAAUUCUUCAGAGGUAGUGUCUUGGAAAAUGAAGACCCCGGCGCAGAGGUAAUGCAGGUACGUGCCGUUGAUAAAGAUGGCACCUCCGCCAACAAUAUUGUAUCCUACGAACUUGUUGACCACAAAGACUUAUUCGAAAUCAAUCCGAACACUGGUAAAGUAAUCACGAAAGUAAGUUUUGAUCGUGAGAAGCAAAGUGUUUACGAUGUCAACAUCAUGGCGAAAGACAAUUCACCUUCGGCGUUAACCGGAAAACCCUUCAAUUCCGCAUCGCAAACAUUUAGGAUCACCAUCGAGGAUAUCAACGACAAUAAACCGCGUUUUGUGCAUUCACAUUACGUCGCCGAGAAGAUUCCCGAAAAUUCUGAUAUAGGGAAGGAUGUAAUUGAGGUUAAGGCAGAAGAUGAAGACACUGCAUCAUUGAUUCAUUAUAAAAUCAUCGACGGUAACAUUGGCGAUGUUUUCAUGAUCAUGAACACCACUGGUCGAAUCAAAGUACAUAAAAAACUGGACUUUGAGAAGAUAGAGAAUUAUAAUCUGACUGUGGAGGCCAACGAUGGUGUUUCUGCAGAUACCGCUGUGGUGUACAUUGAAAUUUUGAACGUGAAUGAUGAAUUACCAGAGUUCUAUCCCUACGAUGGUAAUAUCACGAUACCGGAAGAAGUGGUGCCGACCGAGUGCAUCAUUGAGUUAAGAGCGUAUGAUCCUGACAUCAAGGAUAAGGAGGCUGAUCAAAAAAUUGUUUAUAGAGUUAUCAAAAACAAUGACUUUUUAACCGUUGAUGAAUAUGGUUGCGUGAAACUAGCCAGGCCUUUGGACAGAGAUCGUCCCAAUGGAUACCCUGUAUAUCAGGGAUACAUCUACGCGCAUGACGAUGGCGAUGGUCCAAAUUCCAACUCGCGAGCUGCUGAAAUCUUCAUUGAAUUGAAAGAUAUCAACGACAAUGCUCCGUUUUUGAAUGUCACAGAAGUGGUGUGGUAUGAAAAUAGGUCACCUGGUAUAAUAACGCAGUUGCAAGCUGAUGAUUACGAUAGUCCCAUCAAUGGACCACCAUUCUCCUUUCAAAUUGCAUCGGAUGCCGGCGAGGAAAUCAAGCGUUUGUUUUCCGUUGAUCCAGUAGAAAAAGUAAUACGAGCCAAUGAGAUGUUUGAUCGUGAGGAACGCAAGUAUUAUAAUGUCCGGAUUGAGAUCACCGACAGCGGUACUCCAUCUCUAACAGGCAUAGGAGUCUUGAAGGUCAUCAUCGGGGAUGAAAAUGAUAACGCAGCGCAAGAUGGCGAGAGUAAUAUCUUCGUUUACAACUUCAUGGGCAACUCUCCCAAUAUGGUUAUCGGGCGUGUGUUUGUAGAGGAUCCCGAUGAUUGGGAUCUGGAUGAUAAGAACUUCCGAUGGCAUCAUCAGGAUAACCAAUUUGAUCUAAACACUGAAAACGGAGAGAUUACGUUAUUACACGGUGCACCCGAAGGUAUUUAUAACCUAGAGUUUAUUGUUACCGAACAACAUCCGCCAUUGAUCAUUGAUAACGUGGUCAAAGCCAAAGUAACUGUAACAGUUAAAGAGUUACCUGAAGAAGCUGUCCUGAAAUCUGGAUCUAUCCGAAUGACAAAGUGUUCCGCAGAGGAGUUCAUCACUAAAGAUGGUGUUGCUAUGAGCAAAAAGGAUAUCCUUCAAAAACACCUCUCUGAGGUAUUAAACACCAGCGUUGAUAAUGUAGAUGUAAUUACAGUAAUACCCACGCCUAAUAACGAUUCAACAAUUGAUGUGAGAUUUGCUGCGCAUGGUUCACCAUACUAUGAAGCAGAGAAGUUGAACUAUCGUGUAGCGAACAGUUCAGUUGAUCUGGAGAGGAAACUCGGGGUGGAUUUUGUUAUGAUUGAUAUCAACGAGUGUUAUGAGGAAACAUGCCCUGAGAAUUGUUACAAUAACCUUGCAGUUCACCAGGAACCAGCGGUUAUCUUAACAAAUCGCACAUCGUUCGUAGGUGUGCGAGCAUUGGUUGAACCCGUGUGUGGGUUGAGACCCACUCCAAUCACAUGUCUAAAUGGUGGGAUUUUACUGGAAGACACUGUGUGUUCAUGUUCCGAUGGGUUUGAUGGACCUAGGUGUGAGAUUCUUGGUAUUGGUUUCUCUGGCAACGGAUGGGCUAUGUAUGAUAAUUUCGAUGCGACGCUCAGGACUGAGAUUAGUUUAGAAUUGACAACGCAACAGGAGAAUGGGCUUGUGUUCUAUGAGGGACCACAGUUUCCUCAUCCACCAUCACUAACAUCAGAUUUCAUUUCUUUGGAGUUGAAAAACGGUUACCCUCGAUUACUCCUUAGUUAUGGAGGUCCUGAGGUUACGGAAGUGGUGUUGGACUUUAAAAAACUCAACGAUGAUAUGAACCAUAACAUCAGAAUUAAUUUACAACCUAAGGAAAUUUUAUUGUCGGUGGACGAUUGUCACAAGAGCAGUUGUCAAGUGCUGAAAGCACCAAAGGGUGAAGCUCGCUUCCUGAAUGUUAAUGGUCCCCUGCAGGUGGGCGGUAUUGCUGGCAAUAUUAAACAAAUUGCGACCGUUGCUGGUUGGACGCAUGUGCCUACCCACUACGGAUUCAGCGGAUGCAUUCGCAAUCUUACCUUCAACGGGCAGGUGUGGAAUUUGGGCCAGCCGGGUGAAGCCAUCAAUGGGUCCCCCAACUGUUUGUACAGUGUGGCGCGCGCUGUCUCCUUCCGCAUUGACUCAAACUUUUUGGUCGCCAUCUUGGUUUGCAUCGCUAUACUGAUAAUUCUUCUGUUAGCCGUGGUGGUUCACCGUAGAAAACAUGAUAACUGGCCUGAUAAGGACAAUGAUGAUAUUCGAGAGACAAUUAUUUCUUAUGAGGACGAAGGCGGCGGCGAAGUGGAUACUGGUUUUGAUAUGAGUGUACUGCGUCGUGUGCAGGACGAAGAGUACGCUACCAAAGAGCCGAUCAAGAUGCCUGAGGUACCUGAUAUCUCCGGGUUUCUCGGACACAAGAAAGACAACUGCGAUCGCGAUCAGAACAGCUAUCCAUUUGACGAUGUACGUUAUUACGCGUAUGAAGGCGGCGGUGACAGCAACAGCCAAGGAUCACUUUCGUCACUUGCUUCAUGUACUGAUGAUGGUGAUUUGAAAUUCAACUACCUGUCAAGUUUCGGCCCGCGCUUCCGGAAACUAGCGGAUAUGUACGGUGAGGAUCCCAGCGACGAGGAUAGCCAAGAUGGCGGCGAGGAGUCGUGGUGUGUAAACGUUGAAUACGUAAGUUGGUUGCAAACUUACUUAUCUAUUCAAUGGUGCAAGAUGGGAUGGCCGCGCCGAAAUAACCGCACGUCUUUGUUCUGUCGCGCGACGCGCCCGAUUGCGGAUGCUCUCGGCGACAUGUCCAGCGCCACGGCUGCCGCCGCCGCCGCCAACCCCGGCCCGAUGAAGAUGCCGUUGUCGCGCAGCACAUUCAUCCUGCUCUCGACGCCGCCACCGCCACACGCGCAUCCAUACGAAAACGGCAAGCCGCCGCCACCGACGGCCAAAGAACCACCGCCACCAGGCAUGCUUCCUGAGCUGCCGAACGCGUGGGGCCGCCCAGCCGCUAAGAUGCCCUCGCCGCCCACAAAUGCCGCCGCCGCCAACGGCACGCCGCAGCACCAUCCCCAGCAGCCGCCCUCGCAACAGCAGUCGCCCGCGCAGCAGGCCUCGCCGGCGCCGCUCGCCAACCGCAAGACCAUGGUCGCCACUCCCGAACAGGUGAUGAAAAUGUACAAGAACAAGCUCACGCCGUAUGAGCACCGCGAGAUCUACAACUACCCGGCCAUCUACUUCAUUGGGGCCAACGCAAAGAAGCGUCCUGGUAUUAUUGGCGACCCAUACAAUUGCGAUUACGACAAUGACCAAGGCUCAUACAUUCAUAUCCCGCACGACCACGUAGCAUACCGUUACGAGGUGCUGAAGGUAAUCGGCAAGGGCAGCUUUGGGCAAGUGGUAAAGGCAUACGACCACAAGUGUCACGUGCACGUGGCUCUUAAAAUGGUGCGCAACGAGAAGCGUUUCCAUCGACAGGCGCAGGAAGAAGUGCGCAUCCUCGAGCACCUACGAAAGAAAGAUAAGGACAACGGCAUGAAUAUCAUCCACAUGCUCGACUCGUUCACAUUUCGUAAUCACAUGUGCAUCACGUUUGAGCUGCUCUACAUCAACCUCUACGAGUUGAUCAAGAAGAACAAGUUUCAGGGCUUCAGUAUUCAGCUGGUGCGAAAGUUCUGCCACUCGCUGCUGCAGUGCUUGGAUGCGCUGCACAGCUACAAGAUAAUUCACUGCGACAUGAAGCCAGAGAAUGUGCUGCUCAAGCAGCAGGGUCGCAGUGGCCUCAAGGUUAUUGAUUUUGGUUCGUCGUGUUACGAAGACCAAAGAGUCUACACCUAUAUCCAGUCACGAUUCUACCGUGCACCGGAAGUGAUAUUAGGCGCCAGAUACGGUAUGCCUAUCGACAUGUGGUCGCUGGGCUGCAUACUUGCUGAACUCCUCACGGGAUUCCCACUUUUACCCGGUGAGGACGAGGCUGAUCAGCUUGCCUGCAUCAUGGAACUGCUGGGAAUGCCCCCGCAACGCUUGCUGCGUCAAUCAAAACGCGCUAAAAAUUUUAUCUCCUCCAAAGGCUACCCGCGUUACUGCACCGCCUCCUUUCACGUGGACGGCACGGCGAUCCUCACCGGUGGUUUAUCACGGCGAGGAAAGCCGCGCGGUCCACCAGGCUCAAAAGAGCUCAAGCGAGCUCUCAAAGGGUGCGAUGAUCCGCUUUUCAUCGACUUUAUUCGGCGGUGUCUUGAAUGGGAUCCCGAAUUGCGGAUGACGCCACACGCGGCGCUGAGGCAUGCGUGGUUGCGACGCCGUUUGCCGCGACCACCCGACGACGAUUCCGCCAAGACGGCCGUCACGUCCGGCCCGGGCGGUGUGCGGACGCCGGUGAGCUCCACAGUGCGCGUGCAGCUGAGCGACGAACGCUCCGCAACUCUGCAUUCACAGCACAGCAACCACUCCGGUAAGCUGCCGCCGAUUUCAUAGCCAUGACACGGCCGCCGGAGCCGCCCGAGCAGCCGUCGCAGCCGCCACCCACUACUCCGAUAUGUGAUUAUUUUAGAUUAGUCCGCGCGGACGCAGACGCACCACUCAAGACACUUUCUCACACCUCCACCCCAUUUACCCCGACCGAGUUUAGUUAAUUGUUGUAAUGUUUUUAGUUAGUAGUUUUCGAUGCAGACGCGCGCAGAACUGAACAAUGCCGACGACGUCGUUUUAAUUAGUUUUUACUAGGACUAGUAUUAACAUACUUAAAAUCUCUUGAAUCUUGAUUAAAUUAUUAGGAACAAAGAGCGACAAAACACUUCUUAUGAAGAGCUCGCACUCAUCUUUAAACACCCACACACACACACACAUUACUAAUCUUUGCCAAACAGGUGUUCAGACUGCAGACUUAAAUCUUAUCUUCAGACGAUACUUACUAAUGUAAUGUAGAUGUAUGUACUGCGAUGCAUAAUCACUCGCCAAUACACACACACACACAACAGACACAUACACGCAGCAAACUAAGAAGUUUGAACGCCGAUUGAUCUCAAUGUCGCUAGCGAAUUACGAACUACGAAUCCAACUAAGUCACUUAUCUCCUUGUUGCAUAUCUUAUAAGUUAGUGUUGAUUGUCAUUGCUCAAGAUGUGUUUUAAGUUUAUGAAUUUCACGAAGCAUUUACGAACCCCGCAAAUGCCACAUAUCUUGUACGCUGUAUAUUGGUGUAGUCGUGUUUCUUCCUCUUGGAGUUCAGGGUAUGCAUACACACGCGCUUUUGAAACAUUUUCGGUCACCGCCAUUUUCGGUCAACGCAUACAACGACUCUCGACACUCUUCGACUUGCAAUCAUUUGUGUUUCAAUUCGCGUCGCGACGCCACAAACAAUUGAGUGAUCUUCGAGAACGAGAACAAUUAGAGACGGCCUUAAACUGUAUCACACUCACAUUCUAUACACACACUUCACGAAUUUGUUGUUCGUGAAUUCAUCAUCCGUAGUGCGUGCGUGCGUUCACACUGUGUUCAAAUCUUUUCAAACAUUUCAUUUCUUGUAUUUGUAGCGUCAUGUGGUCACAUGUCUCUUUUUAAGAUUAAGUAUUAUUUAAAAUACUCACGCAGCGCCAAAAAAACGAUACUUUUUUUUACACGAAAGACUUACGUUGCUCUUGCCACACGCAUUGUGUUUGACUUAACUUAAUCGAAAAACAUUAGAGCGUAUCAAUUAGUAGCUGCAUGAAUGCAAACUAUGUAGUAAUGUGACUAACUAAAUGUAAACCUAUUUUACAUCGUCAGCCGCGCAUCGUGGAAACAAUUGACAGCUGACUCUUCUACCUAAUAAAAAUUAGACUAUCAUCGUUUACAGAUCGGAACACUAGUUGUCGAUUAGAUGUACACAUGUAAUGACACACUCACACACACACACACACACUGAAUCGUUGAUGAUGUAAAAUAGAGAGCGAUUUGUAAACUAAUUUGUAACCGAGCGCCGCGACAGGAAUUUUACCGCAAGCAACGCGCGAAAACACACGCCACACAAAGCUCGUAAAUUAUUUGUAAAAUAUGUAAUUUGUACAAUGUGUGUUUGUGACACUCGAAUAAUGAUCGCGGAAGAUUCAGCGACAAAACAGAAAACAAACAAAAAACAAACUAUUAGUUAUGAAAAGUGAUAAGACAAAGAAAUAAAGAAUUAAUGUAUGUUAUUGUAUUUAAGAUGAAAACAAACGCGCAAAAAAAUAUUUCAAACAUGUCGACGCUUCGAUUUUGUACGAAAACGACGAACGCUAUCGGCGAACAAGAGAAAUUCAAUUCGGGGUAAUAUCGAUCUGAGGCAAGAUCUGAGGAAGACAGAUAAUUGUAUUGAUUGUACUUUUAACGAUAUAUGAAAAUUUUAUUAUGUAAACGAUAUAAUUGAGCGAUGUGAACGCACAUUUGGCAGAAAACUGAUCACCAACUUCAUGAAUUUAAUUUUUUUGACGUUUGUGAUCAUUUGAGAGCUGAAUGUGCGAGUGAUGUGAAUGUAGCAUGCGUUGCGAAGUUUAUUUCGAUGCGGAGAGAUGCGAUUAACUACAUUUUUGAUAGUGCCUAUAGUGUUUGUUAGUUUCCGAGGCUAAUUUGCACUGGAAUUUUCUUGUACAUACCUUACGAUGACAUAAAUGUAACUGUAAGAUUUCUAUUUCUAAGCAAAGAUGACGAGCAAAACAAAAUGUCAACAAUUAGAAAACGCUAAUGACGAGCAUGUGAAGAGUGAAGGCAUGGUAAUUGUAAUUGUACUACGAUGCUUUUAGUUGACCAAUUCUCAUUGUUUUUAUUGAUGGAAAGGAAUUUAAUAUGAUGAUGACGAUAAGAAAUUUAUAAACGACCACUAAUUGAAAAUCAUUUGUUUUUAUACAAAUCGAUGAAGAUUCUUCUUCUUUUUUUACAUUUUGUCGCAAAUCAAGCUUUAAACGUUUAUAUAAUUUCCUUUCACAUUCAAACAAAUUUAAGUUGGUUUUCUGUUCCGUCUUUUGCGUGGCUCUUUGGUUUUGAAAUGUUCGAGCAGCACUGAUUUAAUUAUUGUGUAAUUGACGAUGAUGUUACGAUGCUGCCUUGUGAUUACGACUAGUUUUUAUUUUUAAACGCGGUUCGAAUUCGUUCUUUAUUCUCUGUAUCGUUUAGUUGAUUAAUUUAGUGAUUUAGUAUGAAUUAUGUUAACGAUGGGAAGGCGCCUACGACAAUUUGAAUCCAGUGCAAUAAUGCAGCACGAUUUUGACGCGGUGGGCGCGCGUUCCGGGUGAAAGCACACGAAUAGUGGAGCAGGAGAAAGGAUCUCAGGAGGAUCCGCGAAUCAAAAGUCGUGUGCGACGAUUUUUGCAAUUUGUAAAUUGAAAAUAAACGACUUAACAAAUAUA